This is a messenger RNA of Talaromyces marneffei, 1944 nucleotides long. RefSeq lists its product as uncharacterized. Gene Ontology annotation, molecular function: 5'-3' DNA exonuclease activity; damaged DNA binding. Gene Ontology annotation, biological process: protection from non-homologous end joining at telomere; interstrand cross-link repair; double-strand break repair via nonhomologous end joining. NCBI's taxonomy places the organism in Eukaryota, Fungi, Ascomycota, Eurotiomycetes, Eurotiales, Trichocomaceae. The record is from RefSeq and is a predicted model, not a curated record. Bases 1 to 1944 code for a protein of 647 amino acids. The transcript is spliced from 8 exons.
AUGUCGACUUUCAACGGGAUCGUCACAGAAUUUCCGUUUGUCAGGAUUGACUAUUUUCGCAAGGUGCCAGACAAACCACCCCCAUUGGUUUGCUUCCUCAGCCAUGUGCACAGCGACCACUUGCAGGGACUGGAGUCGUUCAGGUCUCCAUUUAUAUAUUGCUCGGCUGUGACUAGAGAGCUCCUUCUGCGCUUGGAAAAAUUCCCUCAUCGCAUGAACUUUUCCAAGGGUAUACUCGAAGCCAGAAAGCAGCAUUAUGGACAUCUUGCGAAGAUCCUGAGACCGAUACCCCUCAAUACUCCAACUGAAAUUGAGCUCACCCCAUUACAGCGCGUUCGCGUGACUCUCCUGGAUGCUAAUCACUGCGCAGGCGCAGUGAUGUUAUUGAUCGAAGGCCAAGGAAAGGCGAUACUUUAUACUGGAGACAUUCGAGCGGAGUCCUGGUGGGUUAAUUCAUUGAUUCGACACCCUGCUCUCGUGCCUUAUGCAUGUGGGUUGAAAACUCUGGACAACAUUUAUCUAGACACAACUUUUGCUGUAAAGUCAAAUAUAUACAGACACUUCCCGUCAAAAGCAGAAGGGAUCAAAGAGCUUCUAGAGAAGGUAGGGAGAUAUCCCAAAGACACAGUCCUCUAUCUCAGAGCAUGGACUUUUGGUUAUGAAGAAGUCUGGCAAGCUUUGUCUGCCUUCCUAGAAUCCAAGGUACAUGUCGAUCGAUACCAAUACGGUCUAUACAUGUCUCUCGCAUCUCGUGGCAACGGCACACCAGGUUUCGACACGGCCACUUUUCUCUGCGGAUUUCAGUUAGGGAAUGAGUUUGUUCCAGGCUGUCUGACUUCCGAUAACUCUGUACGGAUACAUAGCUGUGAGCCUGGGGCCUUUUGCCAGACAAUGAAAUCAAAGAAAUCAGUCUACAUCACGCCAAUUGUCACCCGUGAUAGAACUGGGAUCGAAGUACCAGAGCUCGGGGCCGGUGGAGGAAAAGGGGAUUUGUAUCAGAUUCAUGAACUAGAGUUGCCUGAUGAACUCACACUACGGAAACUCGAGGUACUAUUAUCAGAGCAUAUCACGGAUGAGUCGGUACUAUCGCAGACAAAGGACUUGCUGAAGCUGGCUUUUACGUCAAAGGAGAGAUCACUUUCGCUGGACGAAUAUGGACUUGCUGAUGACGCUGAUAUCUCACUUAAAGAACUCGCAUCAAUGUUGAGCGGCACAAGAAGUUUGAGUGAAUCUAAGUCAUUCGAAGAAAAUUACCCAGACACGGCAACCAUUACAUUCCCCUAUUCUCGCCACUCAUCCUAUGCAGAACUCUGUGAGCUUGUUCAAGCCUUUAAGCCUAAAGAUGUAUUUCCUUGUACGGUCGAUGAGAAGAACUGGAAUGAAUCCGUUUCCAUGGAAGGAUUAUUCGGGCAUCUGUGCUCGGGGAAGAGGUUCUCUUAUGAUCGACAUAUGCGGGGUGAGCGAGGAGCAGAUAUCCUAGAACCAGAAACCAAAAAGGCUCGUUAUACUAUAAUGCAUGAGGCCAGGCUCCAGUUGCAGGCAAUGGGAGAUACAGUUCAAUUUGAGAUUGGACCUAUGCCACGAGAUGCCGACGAGGUUCUCGGUGAAGAUUCUCAAAGGUCCUACCAGACGACGAAUGCCCAUUCCACCAGCGAUGAAUAUACUCGUGAAGACCGUGAAGAUACGUCAACCGUGGGAUCUAUCACCUACACAAAUGAGCAACAACAAUCCGAAACUGGGGUUGCACCAGCAGAGGAAACUCAAAGUGAGAGCCAGCAAACCCUAUCCGAACUGUUAGGCGACUCUCAAGAAACUGGCAGUGAGGCCUAUCAAAACCGCGUUCGAGCAUACCAAGCUGCAUUGAAUGGAACAUUUAAUGCGUGGAAUGAGAUUUCUCUUGUCUCUGCAGGCGAUAAUCAUGCAGAAGAGGAGUUUGAACUAUGA